Molecule: messenger RNA, 276 nt
Organism: Protopolystoma xenopodis
Lineage: Eukaryota; Metazoa; Platyhelminthes; Monogenea; Polystomatidea; Polystomatidae
Source: the annotation of a GenBank genome assembly
AUGGUGUGCAGUUUCGACCUCGCAUCGGUCUUAUCAACAUCCUCAACCGCGACAGCGCAGCGUUCACUAUUGCUAGCUGCCAUCCGCCAGCACAACGCUUAUACGCAGGAUGCCAUGGCAGGCCAGGCUAUUGACCGCCAUUUGAUGGGCCUCCGCCUAAUUUCUCGUGAAUACGGUAUAGAGUCUCCCUUUCUGGAUGACCCUUUCUUUUUCAACGACCAGACCUACGAUAAAGUCGUUCAUUGGACUCUAUCAACCAGUCAGGUAAGGAGAUGA